AUGACCAGCGCCAGCCGGCGAACUCGUAUGGGCUGGAGCCCUGCCGCCUCAGGCUGCCAUGCCGCCGUCACGAGCCGGAGAAGACCGGUUCUUCCUCAAACAUUCAGACGCUAUUUCCGGCAGCUUCGGCGACGGAAUCCGUCGAUCCAGAUUGAUUUUCGAGUUAGGGUUUGGCCGGUUUUGGGAUCGCAAUUCCGGCAACUUCUGGCCAGUGUUUGGGGUAGGUCCAAAAACAAAAGUGGCUCCAAAUCAUAUUAUGAACCUAGGGUAGGAAGCUGGACUUACGAUUGCAGAGUUUUCCGGUCAUCGGAAUUGAUCAAGCCACCCACGUGCUACCAGCGCGUGGGCAGUAGGGUGGGGACCACAUUCAGUUCUAGAAUGAUCCCUUGGUCCUCACGAGCGCGUAGGAUUUUGCAGAUCUUAAUUCGGAUAACGUUUGAACCCCGAACGGAUCUCGCCUAG
Messenger RNA from Prunus armeniaca (apricot), 462 nucleotides. NCBI's taxonomy places the organism in Eukaryota, Viridiplantae, Streptophyta, Magnoliopsida, Rosales, Rosaceae. The record is from the annotation of a GenBank genome assembly.